AAUACCAAUUCGGAAUCUAUGAACAACAGACUAAAGGAAUCUAUUGACUGGAAACCUCACAAACUCCCAGACCUUAUCAACAAAAUCAACGAAGUAAGCGCGUUCCAAUUUAACGACCUUCGCCGAUCCAUCCAUGGUAGUGGCAAUUUCAUCCUGGAGGACACUUUUAAAAAUCAUCAUGUGUCACCAGACAAGUGGGUCAAGAUGAGCCAAACUGAGAAACGGAGAAGGACGUGGAAACUCCUGUCCCAGAAACCCAGAGAUCCCGAGAAGAAAAACUACAUCAAGUCAACCAACUGUAGUUUUCAGGUUCCACCGACUGCAAAGAUUGCGCAGAAACCCAACCAAAGGAAAAGACCGAGAGCCGAGCGUGUCAGGCGAUGAUUUCCA
Messenger RNA from Ostrea edulis (European flat oyster), 390 nucleotides. RefSeq lists its product as uncharacterized. Bases 19 to 384 code for a protein of 121 amino acids. The transcript has 2 exons. Lineage: Eukaryota; Metazoa; Mollusca; Bivalvia; Ostreida; Ostreidae. The record is from RefSeq and is a predicted model, not a curated record.